Molecule: messenger RNA, 463 nt
Organism: Apis dorsata (giant honeybee)
Lineage: Eukaryota; Metazoa; Arthropoda; Insecta; Hymenoptera; Apidae
Exons: 2
Coding region: 1-387 (128 amino acids)
Source: RefSeq, a predicted model, not a curated record
AUGCCACAUAAUGCAUAUUUUGCAGCUCGAGAUUAUACAAAACCAGCAAUUGAUCGCCGCAUUGCUGAAUUAUUAAAAAGAAGAGUUGGUAUAGAAGAACCUUUAGAAAGUUUACAAGAUUUACUUGCUAAAUAUAAAGAGAAACGAAAUGCAAGACAAGCAUUGCUUAAACCAACACAUAGACAUGUUUUGGAAGUUGCUGCUUUCAUUUUAAAUGUAAAUCCUGAUAUUUUAGAAGAAGGAAUUAUUGAUAAAGAUGAAUAUAUCAAUGUUUUUGACAAUUUUUUUCUUAAAAAUGGGAAGAAUGCAAUUCUUAUACAUUUUCAACCAAUGGAACCACCUCCAUUUGGUAUCAUAAAAAAAUUACAUUUUUAUUAUAUUUGUUAAUUUAAUUGUUGAAUAUAAUUAAUAUAAAAAAAAAAAUAUGAAAAACUAGACUCAGGACGUUGGAUUCCACAUGAUG